Messenger RNA from Paramecium tetraurelia, 3062 nucleotides. RefSeq lists its product as uncharacterized. The transcript is spliced from 6 exons. The record is from RefSeq and is a predicted model, not a curated record. NCBI's taxonomy places the organism in Eukaryota, Ciliophora, Oligohymenophorea, Peniculida, Parameciidae.
AUGAACAGGUAACUUACACCUGAUGGUACCAAAUCAACAAUGAGAAGUACUAUUUUACCGAAAAUUGCCAAUAAACAAUCUAAAUUAGAAUAACAAUAAAGCAUCUACUAAAGUGUGGAUGCAGAGAAGAUGUAAAAGAAAACAAGGAACUUUGAUUUCUCAAACCUGUAGAGAACAAUUCAGACCAGUUAUUCCAAGAGCAGACAAAAACAAAGGACUAUCCUAUAACCCUUAACUCAUACUAUCAAUAACCGAAUCUAGACCAAAUAAUAGCUAAACAGAAUAAUAAACUAAUUGAUCCGAAUAAUGUAAAAUGAUGCUGAAUUUAUGAACUCAUGUAAACAUUUGCAUGUCAAUUCAUAAAAGUUAUCAUAACUAUUGCUCAUGCUUACUCCACAUAAUUUUGAGACAGAAGGAUUCUUCACAAUUCAUCGUAAGUUGAAAUAAUAAUCACUAUCAAACGAGCACUCUUAUUUUAUUGAAAUUGAUAGAAUGUUUUUUAGUGUCUCUAAAUUAAACAUCCCUGUACCAUUAUAGCAUUUGAUGCAGCUAUCAUAAUAUAGUGAUUCCCUUUUUUAAGAUAAUUCUUUUGGCAUGAUUGUGAAUUACUAAUAAAUGCUAUCUAUUUUAAAGUAAGCAUAUCAAGUGCAUAAAAACAUGCUGUCGUAGUAAGAGUUAAGCACAACAACAGCAAGUGAUGACGAAGAAAGAUUGUCACCUUCCACUAGAAUUGUAUAGAGAUUAUUAUCUCGCAAUACUGCAAGAAAGGUUCAAUUUAAAUAGAAGCGACUGGGUUACAUCAACGAUUAGAAUAUGGUUGCUUAUUAUGAUUCCUUCACUGACUUGAAAAAGAAACUGGAGAGAGAUUGGAAUGCCAAGAACUAUAUCUUUGGAUGUAUCAGAUUUGGGUAUAUUGACCUUAUCAAAUAUCCUCAAUAUGUUGAUCAGUAAACAAAGAAGGAACUCAAAAUAUUCGGUUAACAGAGAUCAAGAUUACCUAUAUCCAUAUAAGUUGUCUAUAAACAUAAAUCUCAAGCGAUGAAUCAAGAGAAGGCAUUGAACAAAUUGAAUCUGUAUCAUCCCAAGAAUAUUUAUUACGAAUCAUAUACCAAGGACCCUGAUUUUAUAUCCAGAGUUUGUUAUUUGAAUAUGUAUAGUUUAUCCAAUAGAUUUGAAUCUAUUUACACAUAUAAGAAUGAUCAGAUAACCGAUUACAAUAUUAUGCAUAUUGAUAGCAUCUGCAUCAAGAACUUAUUCACAGAAUAAUCAGAAAAUAUUACCAAAGAUUAUGCCUUUGAUGAUUAAUAAGGUGGUUUCCAUAUUAAAAAGAAGGAAUAUCGUCCUCUGGAUUUAGAAUAAGCAGAUGAAUCAGAUUCAGAACCUGAUCUGGAUGUGUAUGAUCCACUUUAUGUUAAGAGCAUACAAUCAUAUCCACAGUACUUGAUAGAAACUCAGAUUCAAUUUACUUUUCCAUUGCUCUACAGAUUUUAUUACAAUAAAAUGUCAACGAAUGCAAAGAUCAUUCGUGAUAAUUAUGCAGAAUUAGUUGAUUAAUGCAAGAUAAAACCUGAAUAGUAAUUCAAAGAGAAAUUUGUAAAUGUGCCAAGUCCUGAUAAUUGCAAUUAUCAAAGACACAAAUAUAAACAACCAGAGACUGUAGAUCUAACUGACGAAAGCGACAAUGAAAUAUAUGAACAACCACUUGAGGCCUUAGAUAAAUAAGAUCUAUCCCUGAGUUUUAAAGUGCAGCCUCUAAUCAAAGAAGAAGAUUAACGAGAACAUACUCAAUAUCUUAAGAGUCAAUCCUCAAUUAUUAUACAGGAUGAAUAAAAAGUGAAUGACAAAAUUCAAUUUGCUCACAAUGUUGCUAGUCCAUUCAUCUGUUUAUAAUAUUCUUAUGCACUAUUAUUAUAGUUAAGAUUUCCAUUAUCAAUUCAUAUGUAGAUAAUUCCAUCCAUUGUCGAACGAGAAUUACCCUUGAAAGAAGUGAAUAUUGAAGCAAGUACCAUAAUUAUUGAUAAUACUCUAACUAUUGAUUAAGGAAUCAAAGAUUUGGAAUCCUAUCCUAUUAUAGAUAUAGAUUCUGAAGAAGAACCAAGUUUUGAUGAAAUGCCCCUUGAAAUUGAUUUGCCUGAAUAAGUGGAAUAAUAGACAAUUGAACAAAAGAAUGAGGAUGAUGAAGAAAUUACUAUUGACAAAGUUACUGAAUUUGUAGAUUUGGAAAUAAAAGAUAAUCUGACCAUUGAAGUUAAAAAUGAUUAUGUAAGUAAAUUGGUGAUUGAUGGAUAUCCUAUUUAUUUUUAUUUAGAUGAACAUCUAAGGAAAACUGAACCACUCAUUCAUAAAGUGACUAUGGAAGGCAAAGAAAUUCAAUCAGUCCAAAUAAGUUGUGAAUAAAAGGGAUCCAAAAUUUAUAUCAAACAAUUUGCGAUAAAGGCUUUAUGUGAUUAAAGAUUGGAAAGCAAUAUUGAGAAAAAGUAAAAUUAUGAAGAAGAGGAUAAAUAAGUCAAUAUUUAUGAACCAAUAUCAUUGCCUGAAUAGUGGAAUCAAGGUUAAUUUGUUAUCAAUUUAUAUUACUUGUAAAGAGAAGAUAUGAACUAAAAUGUAGAAUGGCUCAAAAGCGUCUUGAUCACUUAUUUUCCUUAAAUUAUCAUUGUAGAAGAGUAUAGUGAAUCCUUUGAAGCCUAUAUCUAUGGAGUUGGUCCCAAGGAUUUUAGAGAUGCAAACGGACGAACUUUGCUUUUUAGAAAAGACACCGAAGACUGGACUCAAUUUAAUCAAGAAUUUUAAUUCAAAACACUCCUAAUCUAUGAUACAAUAUGCUACUUAAUUAGUCUCUAUGGAUCUAUUGAUUAAUUAAGUUUUGUUUAAAAUAAAUACAUUUCAGAAAAUCACUCAAAGCAUACCAAAUCUAAGUUUGAAAAACUGCAUUUGCAUCCCUAUAAAUAUGUUGAAAAUGUAGAAAGGGAACGAAUCAGACCCACAACUGGUUAUAGUAAAGCUGGUCCAAGAAGAUAAAAUUAUUGAUAUUAUAAAUAUAUCUAUAUAGAUACAACAUAAAC